GUGUGGGGCACUCUCCGAAGCAACCGAAUAUUUUCGCGCAGUUGGAAUCGUGAAGAAGUCUCGAAAACAUCUCGGAAGUCUCCGAAACUUUCUUUAGAAUUUUUGGUGUUUGAUUAAAAAAAAAUUUUCUUGCUCUUUGGUGCUUUGAGUUCUCUUGUCAAAUGUUAAAAUGUCCUGGAAGAAGGAUUUAUUGGUGCUAGUGGGGUUCCUGUGUAGUUUUUGUGCAGCACACAACGAUUCAUUGCUUCCAGCCAAUCCUGCCAUUGAGGAUCCUUUGGCGUGUCAUCACGACAGAGAAUGUCCUCUGGGGGAGUUUUGCUCAAUACAGGAUGAUGAUGACGUGGGGGUGUGCGAAUCCUGCGGUAGCCCCCUUAUGACGUAUAACUACGAAGAGAAGAGCUGUGUUUACUGCCCAAUUUUCAGAAGCAAAUGCUACAACAACUGCUGCUACCUCGUCGACGGCUAUCCAGGCUAUGAGAUUCGGUGCAUUGAAGGGAUGUGCAUGCGAUGCCAUAAAUCCGACGUGGAAUCCCACUACUGCACGCUCCAGAGCUACCAGGAUAUCUCAGCUAAAUUCAUCGUGGCCUUUGGGAUUGUCUUCACCGUCGCCUUCGCGUCUAUUGUCAUCUACCGAUGGAGCUUUCGUGGAAGGAGGCAGAGCUUCACAGAGAGACGCUGCAGCUGGCAGAGUACGAACUCUGUGUCUCCGGUGCAACAGAGAACGCUGGAAUUGCUUCAGGAUCGUCCACCUGAGUACCAGACGCGUCACAACUAUCGCCAUCAGCAGGAGAUGAAGGCAAAAACUGCUCCAGAAACUCCUGAAAUGACCCCAACGGUGAUGGUCACGCUGGCGCCACCUCCCUACCCAGGCUCAGAGCCCACAAGUGAGGGGACGUCAGACAACGUUCAGCCACCACCGUACAGUCCAACGGAGGGCACAACCGAAAAAACCCUCCACAUUUGAACUUAUAAAUUUCUCUGUGAUGAUCAUCUUCUCUCUCACUCGCAUUGGAGUCACAAAAAAAACUCAAUAAAUUUGAUAUCACUUUAAGCUUA
Messenger RNA from Lutzomyia longipalpis, 1056 nucleotides. RefSeq lists its product as uncharacterized. NCBI's taxonomy places the organism in Eukaryota, Metazoa, Arthropoda, Insecta, Diptera, Psychodidae. The coding region runs from base 170 to 964 and encodes 264 amino acids. The record is from RefSeq and is a predicted model, not a curated record. The transcript is spliced from 4 exons.